AUGUGUAGACGAUGGUCAGACAAACAAAUCGUUGUGACUGAUCACAACAAGUCAUUAAAACUUAGAUUGAAAAGUUCAUCGCCACACACAACAAACUCUGACCCUAUGUCGUCUGAUGGACAAAAAACACCGUUGAUUAUCUGCAACUUGAAUAUCGCACCUAAUGUUAAAACUCUCGCACCAAAAAAUAAUAUUAAGAAAAACGCAAGAAAGCUCCCGCCGUUUUGUGUGCAGUAUCAAAACUCUUUAAAUAAAAGCAACGCCUUUCAAGAAUCUAACUUGAAAACUAUGAAUGAUUUCAUCGUACAGGGAACAUUGAUCGCAAACCAUAGACGCCGAGUUCGUCAAACAAAUCACGCAGGCCAUCAAGACUCGCCCGACAUCAUCAUAAAUUGCGAAGAUGAUGAAUAUGUUGAGUGUACGGAUAUCGCUAUGAGUGUGUUUAACAACAUAAACACCGACCUCCUGUUGAGUCUCGACUGCUUUGAAAUGGAUAGCUUUGGAAGAUUGCCCGGUGAUAGUCGAACCCCAACGCCGAUUUCUAAACCGUCGAUGAAUAUUGCGCCAUCAACAAGUGAAAAUAUGAUUCAAAAUCAAUCAACUUCUGCCCUUUUAGCGGUUCCUGCUGGCUAUAGGCCACUUAGUCUUCGAGCAUCGUCACCUAAUAUAAAAUCUAUAAUUCGAAUAGAUCUUGUCACUAGAUCCUAUGUUUGGCUAGAAAAUGAAUCUACAAUUUCAAUAUGUUUUAUGGCCAUUAAUGACAUGGGAAGUUGUAGAAGUGCAAUCAAGAAUUAA
Messenger RNA from Clunio marinus, 795 nucleotides. NCBI's taxonomy places the organism in Eukaryota, Metazoa, Arthropoda, Insecta, Diptera, Chironomidae. The record is from the annotation of a GenBank genome assembly.